Daucus carota subsp. sativus is the source of this 1628-nucleotide messenger RNA. RefSeq names its product S-adenosylmethionine synthase 2. Gene Ontology annotation, cellular component: cytosol. Gene Ontology annotation, biological process: S-adenosylmethionine biosynthetic process. Lineage: Eukaryota; Viridiplantae; Streptophyta; Magnoliopsida; Apiales; Apiaceae. Gene Ontology annotation, molecular function: methionine adenosyltransferase activity; ATP binding. The coding region runs from base 170 to 1351 and encodes 393 amino acids. The record is from RefSeq and is a predicted model, not a curated record. The transcript is spliced from 2 exons.
AGUGAAGAAGGCAGAACUGAAGUCACCAAACCAGAUGAGGCUUCUAUAAAUAUAGACCCAAACUCUCUAGUCAGGAGUCACCAAAGCUUGAACAAGAGCUACUAUCUUCCUUUUGCAUCUGCAUUUUCUCUCCUGUAUUCUUAGCAGGUCUUCAGUUCAGCUUUUAGCAAUGGACACCUUCUUGUAUACUUCUGAAUCUGUAAAUGAGGGACACCCAGACAAGCUAUGUGAUCAGAUUUCCGACGCAGUCCUUGAUGCCUGCCUUGAACAGGACCCUGACAGCAAAGUUGCAUGUGAGACAUGCUCAAAGACCAACAUGGUUAUGGUAUUUGGUGAGAUUACAACCAAAGCCAAUGUAGACUACGAAAAAAUUGUGCGCAAGACCUGCCGUGAUAUUGGAUUUGUUUCUGACGAUGUUGGCCUCGAUGCUGACAACUGCAAGGUCCUUGUCCAGAUUGAGCAACAGAGCCCUGAUAUUGCUCAAGGUGUCCACGGUCAUCUCACCAAGCGUCCUGAGGAUAUUGGUGCAGGGGACCAAGGACAUAUGUUUGGUUAUGCCACCGAUGAGACUCCAGAGUUGAUGCCCCUAAGUCAUGUUCUUGCAACUAAGCUUGGGGCUAAGCUUACCGAGGUUCGCAAGAAUGGUACCUGCCCUUGGUUGAGACCUGAUGGAAAAACCCAAGUCACUGUUGAGUAUUACAAUGAUAAAGGGGCCAUGGUCCCUAUCCGUGUCCACACCGUUCUCAUUUCCACUCAGCACGAUGAAACUGUAACUAAUGAUGAGAUUGCAGCUGACCUCAAGGAGCAUGUUAUCAAACCUAUCAUUCCUGCAAAGUACCUUGAUGAGAAGACCAUCUUCCAUCUCAAUCCAUCUGGCCGUUUUGUCAUCGGAGGUCCUCAUGGUGAUGCAGGUCUUACUGGUCGUAAGAUCAUCAUCGAUACUUAUGGUGGUUGGGGAGCCCAUGGUGGUGGUGCCUUCUCUGGUAAGGACCCAACCAAGGUUGAUAGGAGUGGUGCCUACAUCGUCAGACAGGCUGCCAAGAGCAUUGUUGCUAAUGGUCUGGCUCGUAGGUGCAUUGUUCAAGUCUCUUAUGCCAUCGGUGUGCCUGAUCCAUUGUCCGUCUUUGUUGAUUCAUAUGGCACAGGAAAUAUUCCAGAUAAGGAGAUUUUGAAGAUUGUCAAGGAAACUUUUGAUUUUAGACCUGGAAUGAUUGCAAUCAACUUGGAUCUCAAGAGGGGCGGCAACAACAGGUUCCUGAAGACGGCUGCAUAUGGGCAUUUCGGAAGAGAUGAUGCAGAUUUCACCUGGGAGGUAGUCAAGCCCCUCAAGUGGGAGAAGCCACAGCUCUAGAUGUCUUAUACAUAACCAACUUGUCUUCUCAGGCAACCCUUUGACACAAAAAAUACACAUAUAGUUUGCAUCUCGUAUUAUUUUUAUGCGCACGCACACACAUUAAUGAUUUGCCUGGUGUUUGUACCAUACCUGCAUAUUGGAAGUGAUGGCAUUCUUUAUAGAAAGAUGAAAUGAGCUAUUUGUACUAGAGUGAGGGAGGGGGAAUGUUUUCUGUUGAAGUUGUAUCUUGAUCAUUAUUAAGAAACUUAAUAAAGAAUUGCGAAUUUCUCUUGGA